This is a messenger RNA of Raphanus sativus (radish), 2409 nucleotides long. RefSeq names its product cyclic nucleotide-gated ion channel 18. Gene Ontology annotation, cellular component: membrane. The record is from RefSeq and is a predicted model, not a curated record. Gene Ontology annotation, biological process: transmembrane transport; monoatomic ion transport. The transcript is spliced from 7 exons. The coding region runs from base 87 to 2231 and encodes 714 amino acids. Lineage: Eukaryota; Viridiplantae; Streptophyta; Magnoliopsida; Brassicales; Brassicaceae. Gene Ontology annotation, molecular function: monoatomic ion channel activity.
UAACCUCUCUCUCCAUCAAUCGCUAUUUCUCUCUCUCUAUCUCACUUAAUGCGGAAUCCGAUUAACACCGGAAUCCGCCAUGGAAGAUGAAUAAGCUCCGAUCUCUCCGCUGCCUCCUCCCCGAGACCAUAACCUCCGCCGCCGCAUCGAACCGAGGAUCCGUCGCCGGGUACUACGGUAGCCAAGUCCUUCCAUGGCGGCACCAGAUCCUGGACCCGGACAGCAACAUCGUCACCUACUGGAACCACAUCUUCCUCGUCACCUCCAUCCUCGCCCUCUUCCUCGAUCCUUUCUAUUUCUACGCUCCUUACGUCGGCGGCCCCGCGUGCCUCUCCGUCGACGUCGGCCUCGCCGCCACGGUCACCUUCUUCCGCUCCGUGGCCGAUAUCUUCCACCUCCUCCACAUCUUCAUGAAGUUCAGAACGGCCUUCGUCGCGCGGAGCUCUAGAGUUUUUGGACGCGGCGAGCUCGUCAGGGAUCCGAGGGAGAUCGCUAUGAAGUACUUGAAGAGCGAUUUCAUCGUCGAUGUGGCUGCCAUGCUUCCUCUCCCCCAGCUUGUAAUAUGGCUAGUAAUUCCAGCCGCAACCAACGGGACUGCUAAUCAUGCAAAUAGCACUCUCGCCCUUAUCGUUCUCGUUCAGUACAUUCCAAGAUCAUUCAUUAUAUUCCCACUUAACCAAAGGAUUAUAAAAACAACCGGGUUCAUCGCCAAGACUGCAUGGGCAGGAGCUGCGUACAACCUCCUCCUCUACAUACUCGCCAGUCACGUGUUGGGAGCAAUGUGGUAUCUAUCAUCAAUUGGGCGGCAGUUCUCGUGUUGGUCCAAGGUAUGCGAGAAAGAUCACGCCCUGAGAGUUCUUGAUUGUCUCCCUAGCUUCUUGGACUGCAAGAGUCUAGAGCAACCUGAGCGCCAGUAUUGGCAGAACGUCACUCAGGUCCUUUCUCAUUGUGAUGCUACAAGCAGCACCACAAAUUUCAAGUUUGGCAUGUUUGCUGAAGCCUUUACCACUCAAGUCGCUACCACGGAUUUCGUGUCCAAGUACUUAUAUUGUCUUUGGUGGGGUUUAAGAAAUCUAAGUUCUUAUGGCCAGAAUAUAACCACAAGUGUAUAUCUUGGCGAGACCCUGUUCUGUAUUACAAUUUGUAUUUUUGGGUUGAUUCUCUUCACACUCCUGAUCGGUAACAUGCAAACAUCUUUACAAUCGAUGUCUGUAAGAGUUGAGGAAUGGAGAGUUAAGAGACGAGACACUGAAGAAUGGAUGAGACAUCGUCAACUACCUCCAGAGCUUCAAGAGCGUGUCCGUAGAUUCGUUCAAUACAAGUGGCUUGCAACCAGAGGCGUCGAUGAAGAAUCAAUCCUCCAGUCUUUACCUACUGACCUACGCCGCGAAAUCCAACGCCAUCUCUGUCUCGCUCUUGUCCGCAGGGUCCCGUUCUUCUCUCAAAUGGAUGACCAACUUCUUGACGCUAUAUGCGGAUGCCUUGUCUCAUCUUUGAGCACGGCAGGGACCUACAUAUUCCGUGAAGGUGAUCCUGUUGAUGAGAUGCUCUUUGUGAUCAGAGGACAAAUAGAGAGCUCAACAACAAACGGAGGAAGAUCUGGUUUCUUUAACUCCACGACUCUAAGACCUGGUGAUUUCUGUGGCGAAGAGCUUCUUACAUGGGCCUUAAUGCCAAACUCUACGCUUAAUUUUCCGUCUUCAACCCGAAGCGUCCGUGCGCUCUCUGAGGUUGAAGCUUUUGCCUUAAGCGCAGAGGAUCUCAAGUUUGUUGCUCAUCAGUUCAAACGUCUUCAAAGCAAAAAGCUGCAACAUGCUUUCAGGUACUACUCACAUCAGUGGCGUGCAUGGGGAGCUUGUUUUGUGCAAUCCGCAUGGAGACGUUACAAGCGAAGAAAGCUCGCGAAAGAGCUCAGCUUGCAUGAGAGUAGCGGGUACUAUUACACAGAUGAGACAGGCUACAACGAAGAAGAAAACAGAGAAUACUACUAUGGAAGCGACGAUGAUGAUUUUGAAGGUGAGAGACUAUCUGCGGACAACACAAACAACAGCCAAAACUUUGGAGCAACAAUGUUGGCGUCUAAAUUCGCAGCAAACACGAGAAGAGGCACACAUCAAAAGGCUUCGAGUAGUAGUAGUGGUGGUAAGAAAGAUGGAUCUUCGAAUAGUUUGAAAAUGCCUCAACUAUUCAAACCAGAUGAGCCUGAUUUCUCAAUGGAUAAAGAAGAUUAAAACUGUGACAUGUUUGAUUUUUUAGAUGGUGAAUAGUGUUAGGAAAUAAAAUUUCAACUUCUAAUAUUUUCGUUUUUUUUGUGUUGGUUUGAGAAUGUUAGAUAUAGCAAAAGAGUGUAGAGUAAAACAAAUACAAUGUUCUUAAACUGUCUUAAUGUUAUAUUAUAUGAUUUUUUCU